AUGUCAUUGUCUAAAGGCCAAGAUCACUGGUCUGAAGAAGACAUCCUGAUGUUACUGGAAUGCAUGGAGAAUAACCUCCCACCCAAUGACAAGCGAAAGUUCAAAACAACCCAGUCACAUAUGAACUGGGAGAAAGUAGCUUUCAAAGAUUUUUCUGGAGAAAUGUGCAAAAACAAAUGGUUAGAGAUUUCUUAUAGUUUGAGGAAGUAUCGCACUUUGAAAGAAUUAGUCCUGGAAGCCCAGGAACAUGUUAAAAAUCCCUUCAAAAACAAAAGAUUCAAGAAACAUCCAGACAUCCCCAAGAAGCCCUUGACUGCUUAUUUCCACUUCUUCAAGGAAGAGUGUUCCGAGUACUCCCAAAUGUACCCUGAGCUGAGCAAACAGGAACUGACCAAGGUUCUAGCCAAGAAAUAUAAAGAACUUCCAGAGCAGAUGAAACGAAAAUAUAUUCAAGAUUUCCAGAAGGAGAGACAUGAAUUUGAAGAAAAACUGGCUCAAUUCAAGAAAGACCACCCUAAUCUAAUCCAGAACCCCAAGAAAUCUUAUGCCCCAAAGAAGCAUCAAACUCAAACCCUAAUGAGUUCUCAGAGAAAUAUGAAAGACAUAGGGUCCUCUCUGGAAACUGGUGACUUCUCCAAGGAAAUUAGAUUUCACGGAGAGCCCAAGAAGCCCCCCAUGAAUGGCUACCACAAGUUCUACCAGGAUUUGUGGUCGAGUAGGGAGCUGCAACAUGUGCCCAUGAGAGAGCGCAUGGUGGAGAUUGGCAGACGCUGGCAGCACAUCCCACAGAAACUGAAGGAUCAUUAUAAGAACCUGGCUGAAGAACUGCAGAAACAAUACAAGGUGGACCUGGAUCUCUGGCUCAAGAGCCUAUCUCCUAAGGAAUAUGCAGCAUACAAAGAGGCAACCUAUGCUAAGCGCAAGAACAUGAGCAUGAUGGGAGGCCCAAAUCCCAAAUGCAGACGGAUGUCUCUGCAGUGUCCAUCAGUGCACAGCUUACAAGAAGAGCUUGGAGAUGAGCUGGAGCUUCAGGUUACAGGCACAGAUUCACCAGAGACUGUUCAAGUUAAUCAUCAUCCUUCAUGGGGUUCAGCAGAAAAUAAGGAAGAUAGGGAAGAGAAGGAAGGUAGUGACUCCUCAGACUCCAGCAGUGAGGAUGAGGAUAGAGUUAAUGGGUCUAAAGAGAGCGACUCCAGCUCUUCUUCCUCAGAAGAAACGGACUCUAGCUGA
Messenger RNA from Orycteropus afer afer, 1230 nucleotides. RefSeq names its product upstream binding transcription factor like 1 (gene UBTFL1). The record is from RefSeq and is a predicted model, not a curated record. Lineage: Eukaryota; Metazoa; Chordata; Mammalia; Tubulidentata; Orycteropodidae.